UCCCAGCGGACUGUAUUUCCUCGCUGUCUCUUCGUCUGGAGGUCGUUCCGCUUGUGUCUUUCGUCAUUUUUUCCCCUGGUGAAAGUAACACUUUUUGCAAUCAUGACUGGCAGGAAGUUUUUCGUCGGUGGCAACUGGAAAAUGAACGGCGACAAAAAGAGCAUUGAAGAGCUCGCCAACACUUUGAAUAACGCUAAACUCAACCCAGACACCGAGGUUGUGUGUGGUGCCCCAACCAUCUACCUCGACUUUGCCAGGUCCAAGCUGAAACCUAACAUUGAUGUGGCAGCGCAGAACUGCUACAAGGUUGCAAAGGGAGCCUUCACCGGAGAGAUCAGCCCAGCAAUGAUUAAGGAUUGUGGAGUAAAAUGGGUGAUUCUGGGACACUCUGAGAGACGCCAUGUGUUCGGAGAGAGUGAUGAGUUGAUUGGACAGAAGGUCGCUCAUGCUCUUGAGAGCGGUUUGAGUGUGAUCGCCUGCAUUGGUGAGAAGCUGGAUGAGAGGGAGGCCGGAAUCACAGAGAAAGUGGUCUUUGCACAGACCAAGAUCAUUGCAGACAAUGUGAAGGAUUGGAGCAAAGUGGUCCUUGCUUAUGAGCCUGUUUGGGCCAUUGGCACUGGCAAAACUGCAUCACCCCAACAGGCUCAGGAGGUACAUGACAAGCUCAGGCAAUGGAUGAAGACUAAUGUCUCAGAGACUGUUGCCAGCUCCGUCAGGAUCAUCUAUGGAGGGUCUGUCACUGGAGGGAGCUGCAAGGAGCUCGCUUCCCAGAAAGACGUGGAUGGCUUCUUGGUGGGCGGCGCUUCCUUGAAACCAGAGUUUAUCGAGAUUAUUAAUGCGAAAGCAUAAAGAGCUGAAACCAUCGCUCUAAUUAGGUCUGCUCCCAAAUCCUGCUCUUCUUUAGAAAGUGUUAUUGUUGCAAUUGUUUCAGUUGUUUUUGUAUUGUUGUUAUAAAUGGACGGCUUGAGUUUUAUUCCACUGAAACGUGUGCUACUAAGCCUCCUUUGUGUAGUGAAGUAUAGGACUGUAAUGAGAACCAUCAUGGGGCUUUAGGGCCCACGCCUUUACUUGAAUAAUGCUUACCAACAUUCUUUACACAGUGUCAAAAAUCUAGGAUGAAAUCAAUCAACCUCUGUGUCUUUUUAAUUGAAGUGAAACUACUUUCCAUUAAUGUGAUUGUCCUGAUAUUUUCCUGUCCCUCAAAGAGUCUGUCUCUAACUGGCCUGUUGCAAAGUUGCUCAUAUGUAACCAUGGUUAUUUGAUAUAGAGGACAAGACGAAAAUAUUAUAAUAAAUGCUUCAAAAGUGUACAACUA
Molecule: messenger RNA, 1315 nt
Organism: Pimephales promelas (fathead minnow)
Lineage: Eukaryota; Metazoa; Chordata; Actinopteri; Cypriniformes; Leuciscidae
Gene: tpi1b
Product: triosephosphate isomerase 1b
Biological process (GO): glyceraldehyde-3-phosphate biosynthetic process; glycerol catabolic process; glycolytic process
Cellular component (GO): cytosol
Molecular function (GO): triose-phosphate isomerase activity
Source: RefSeq, a predicted model, not a curated record